AACUGGAUUUCUUAGGUGAGUGUAUCUGUCUGUCAAUCAAUCAUGAAGGCUGUGGCAAUAAUCCUUGCUCUGGCAGUCAUCUCUGGCUGCCAUGCCCGCGCUGUGCGCCAGGCAGAGGCCCUCCAGAACCACUGGGAGGAGAACGUUGAGCGCUUCUGGACCUACGUGUCUGAGAUCAACAGCAGAGCCGACGGACUGGUGGAGAACCUCAAAGCCUCCCAGCUCGGCAGAGAACUUGACACCCUGAUCACUGACACCAUGGCUGAGCUGACCGUGUACAGGGAGGACAUCCAGACCAAGUUGGUGCCCUACGCCCAGGACACAGCCGCCCUGCUGGGCCAGGACUUGCAGCUUCUGACCACCAAGCUCCAGACCGACAUGGUUGACGCCAAGGAGCGCAGCACACAGUACCUGGGAGAGCUCAAGACUAUGAUGGAGCAGAAUGCUGAUGAUGUCCACAACCGCGUCAACACCUACACCCGCAAACUGAAGAAACGCCUUAACAAGGACACAGAGGAGAUCCGCAACACAGUGGCUACCUACCUGGGAGAAAUCCAGUCCCGUACCUCCCAGAACAUGGAUCUCGUGAAGGAGCGUGUGGAGCCCUUCGUGAGUCAGGCCCACGACACCGCCGCCCAGAGGCUGGGCAGCUUCACUGACCUUCUGAAGAACCAGGCCCAGGACCUGAGCCAGCAGGUCUCCACCCAGGCCGAAGGCAUGCGCGAGCAGCUGGAGGCCACCGCCGAGGACCUGCGCACCACCCUGGAGGGCAAGAUCGAUGAGCUCAGCAGCCUGAUCGCCCCCUACGCCGCCAAGAUCCGUGAGCAGCUCCAGACCGCCAUGGACAAGGUCAAGGAGACCACCGUCUAAAUGGACCCAGGGGAGGGAGGGGUUUGGAGGACUGGUGUCCCGCCACUACACCCCUGUUUAAGUAGGGGUGGGGGUUGUGAAGCACUGUGCCACCAUUCACCUAGCUACCACAGAGAGGAGGAGGGAGUUAAGUGUUACUGAUGCUGUUUUCACUGUGUUGGCACUGUGUGUUUUGGUAGAGGGGGGUUGAUAGAGAGAGAGGGGUGAGGAUGACAGAGCUUUGAAGGGGUCUUGAGCAGGCAAACAGUCCUUUAUGUCUGUUCAGGCCUGUUCAAACACACAAGAGGCCAUUGUUUUUAACCUGCUUCGCUUGUCUUCCCCGUUAUAAGUGCUCUAGAUGUCUCCUCCAAAUUGUUCUACUAAUCUGCAUCAGGUUUCUAAGGCUGCUGUAUGGGAUACAAGUGGGGUUGAAACAGUAUCUAACAAUCGUGAGCCAAAUUGUCUCCGGCCCAUUCCAGCGCUGUCCCUGUCCUUCAUUUCAAUAACUGCACUGAAUUAAGACUGGGCUUUUCUCCAGCACUAGCAUCAGUCUGUCCAGAAAAAAAGGAAGAACCACUCCGUUCCUUGCUUGUCUAUGAUUCUGUAUCUACACCUGCUUUGUAGGCUCUGUAUUUGUUGUGAUUCAUAUAGGAGUGUAUUUACUAUGACUGUGAUAUGACGCGAAUAUGACAAUGAAACUAAAAGGAAUAGUUCACAGGGUCCAUGUACUACCUGUCUGUAUUAAUUCAGUUUGUCCAGAGUGUCUCUGCCACUUCACAAUGUAACACGCCCUGCUGCUCCCUGCUGCUCACUGUUCGUCUGGCUGUCUGGCUGUCUGGCUGACUGCAGUGUGCUACCCAGCGCUGCGGAAAUAAAAUAUGCUUGUUGCUCAA
Messenger RNA from Oncorhynchus mykiss (rainbow trout), 1742 nucleotides. NCBI's taxonomy places the organism in Eukaryota, Metazoa, Chordata, Actinopteri, Salmoniformes, Salmonidae. The record is from RefSeq and is a predicted model, not a curated record.